This is a messenger RNA of Caenorhabditis angaria, 946 nucleotides long. The record is from the annotation of a GenBank genome assembly. Lineage: Eukaryota; Metazoa; Nematoda; Chromadorea; Rhabditida; Rhabditidae.
AUGCAAUUUUCAUUAUCCCAAAUCGAAACUAGAAUUGCUUAUUAUCUAAAUCCACAAGCAGCAAAUCGAGCUGAAGGUGGAAAAGAAGGAAACGAGGAAAAUGAGAUCGAGAAAAUCGAAAAUUGGAAGGAGAAAAUCUGGCAAAAUGCUGAGGGUUUGAGUGGAAUGAAGAGGGAGCGAUUGACUGUGUAUGCUGUUGGAUUCACGGUGUUUUAUGUGAUUUUUGGAAGUGUUUUGGCCAUGUUAUCACAUGUUAUUUGCACUUUUUUGCCGGUUUUGCAAUCGUUGAAGGUUUGUUGGAACAGGCGCAGAAAAAUGUUUUAAAAUUCAAAUUUUUGAGCAAAAUUAUCAAAUGCGCUCUACUGGCAAUUGUGUGUUUUCUGAAAUUUUUUGAAAUUGGAAUCCAAUAUGGCCUAGAAAACCAAAAGAAAUAUUUGAUUUUCUAGGCCAUCUCUUCCAAGGGAACAUUUUUGUCACUUCCAAAUUUCCCACGCAUUUUUCUCCUAUCAAAAAUUCCCAAAACAAAAAAUUUUGUAAUUUUUGUUACAGCACAUUCGAAAAUCGCCAAACAACCAGAAAAACGCUGAAAAUCUUCUGCUGUAUUGGAUUGUUUUUGCAGUCUUCACAAUUUUUGAUUUUCUUCCCAUCGCAAGUAUUCCGAUUUAUUUUUUUGUUAAAGUGAGAUUUUUUGGAAUUUUUUUUCAAAUUCAAUUUUCAAAAAAAAUAUUUUCAGUCCGCUUUCUUCUUCCAUCUCUAUCAUCCAUCUUCAAAUGCAAUUGAACAAGUUGGACCUUAUAUAGACACAUUUUUCAAACUUCUCGAAUCAAUGUGGAUUCAGAGUUCGAAUCAAGAAGAAGAAGAAGUUUUGAUCAAAAAUUCAGAAUCGCUGCUCGCAAUUACGGAAAAUUCUGAAAUAGAAGACGAAAGUAAAGAACAUAAUUGCUGA